AUGGAGGGUAACAUUGCGAUCUUCACCGAUAGCCUGGGUGCCAUAACGGAUCUUCAUAGCUUUAAGGUUACGAAACCUGAGCAAAGAGUUUUACUUAGCAUUCAAUUAGAAGCAGUUCACUCCCCGUUCAAAUCCAAUAAUCCAAAUUACUUCAAAUAUUUGUUAAAAUUUCAUUAUUAUCAUUCUAUUCUUUUAAUUCUUUUUCCUCAAGGCAUUGGUUUAAAACAAAUUGAAGACUACAAAAAACAAUUUGUAUCAGAGUCCCAUGAAAUGAACAAACCCAUAGCUCGAUAUGCGAACGAUGAAGAUCUCGAAGAAUACUUGAGGAGUCAAUGUCGUCAGGGUGACCCAAUGGCAACAUAUUUUCGCAAAAAAGCAAACGAUUCACAAUCUGGUCCAAGGAAGCCAAUUUACCACGGAUCAUUCCCAGAAAACCGUUUUAACAUUCGACCUGGUUAUCGUUGGGAUGGUGUCGAUCGAUCAAAUGGAUAUGAGAAGAAAUGGUUUGAAGUUUUGAAUCAAAAGAAAGCAAUCGAUCAAGAUGCAUAUAAAUUUAGUGUUGAAGAUAUGUAGACGUUUGAAAAUAAUUAUAAAAAUCUUGAUCAAUAAUAAUAAAAAUUCUCAAAAGGAAUAAGAUUAAGAAAUUGAUAUAAAAUAAAUUUGAAAUAUUUGUAGGCAUAUAUUUGUGAAUAAACAAUGAACAAAAAUAAAUCUUUUCGCGAUUUCUGUACGUACAAUACUGUCUGUACGUACAAUAUUAAUGUUAAAAUAAAAAGAAUUCUAUUGUA
Messenger RNA from Contarinia nasturtii (swede midge), 788 nucleotides. RefSeq names its product BUD13 homolog. The coding region runs from base 1 to 573 and encodes 190 amino acids. Lineage: Eukaryota; Metazoa; Arthropoda; Insecta; Diptera; Cecidomyiidae. Gene Ontology annotation, cellular component: U2-type spliceosomal complex; RES complex. Gene Ontology annotation, molecular function: RNA binding. The transcript has 3 exons. Gene Ontology annotation, biological process: mRNA splicing, via spliceosome. The record is from RefSeq and is a predicted model, not a curated record.